UUCUCCUGUGGCUAGUGUUAUUGUAGGUGUUGUGGUUGCUGGGGUUGCUACUUUGAAGGUUGCUUGGGUUGCUGCUCUGAAGGUUGCUGGAGUUGCUGCUCUGAAGGUUGCUAGGGUUGCUGCUCUGAAAGUUACUGGGGUUGCUGUUCAGGAAGUUGCUGGGGUUUCUGCUCUGGAGUUUGCUGGGGUUGCUGCUUUGGAGGUUGCUGAUUUGGGGGUUGCUGUGGUUGCAGCGGUUAUAGUUUUGGACCUCUUCAAUACAUCUUGGCACUUGGCUUAUUUGUGUCCAUCUAUAAAAGAUCAAAGUCAUGAUCGAAGUUUAAAUUAUAAUGUGAUGGACGUUCGCCAUGUAAAAGUUGGAAGAAAGAAGCAUGAAGGAUUGAAAUGUAGUAGAAAAAUUAAAAUGGAGCGAAAAGUUGAUAGUAAAAAUAGGAACAAUGAUGAAGUGGUAAAAAGGAUAAAGGUAAAUGAAAAGUUUGCAAAAGCAUCAAUUAGGCUCAUAGUCCAAGAAUUUGUUAAGCAUGAAUUAGCUUCUGAUGUCAUUCUUGCAAUGCCGUGGGUCAUGAAAACAAGGUGUAGUUUUGAAUGGAAGGAUAGAAAAUGUCACUGUAGUAUAAUGAAGAAUAAUGAUCAAAAAGAAACCAAAUUUGUAGAUGUUAGGUGUAUUAAAAAUAAAUUGACGGAGAAUGAUAGUGCUGGUGAAGAGAAAGAGAAAUGUAGUGAUGGAAAAGACAAUAAUGUUGUGAACGUAAGGUGUGUAGUAAACGUAUUGGAGGAUAAUAAGGCUGAGUUUAAGUAUAAUGGAGGUGAAGCUGCAGAUGGCAGAACGAAUAAAUCUGGAAAAGAUUACCACAAAAGUAAAAUCAAAAAUGAAAAAGAUGAACAAAAGGCAUUUCGUGAUGAUAAGAAUAAACGAUGCAUUAGAUUAGGAGGAGCAUCUAUGAGUCACCCAAGCACCAUACGAACAUUGAAUAGCAUGUUAAAGGCUAAACGUAAUGUGAAUAAUUUUGUAAGGUUAAAUGGUGUAAGCUGCCGAAGGGUGAAAACAAGUAGAAAAGUUAUGAAUAAGGUGUAUACAAGUUUAGUUGAAGGUGUAUUGCGAAUCGACAAUGCGAAAAUUAAGGUGAUGAAUACCUUGAGAUUUGAAAGUAAUGAAAGUUUUGAUAAAUGUGGUAAUGAUCCAAAAAAGCUGGACGCGUUGUGUGUUG
Molecule: messenger RNA, 1208 nt
Organism: Racocetra persica
Lineage: Eukaryota; Fungi; Glomeromycota; Glomeromycetes; Diversisporales; Gigasporaceae
Source: the annotation of a GenBank genome assembly